CACCUGAAUCAACCCCUUCUACGUAGUCAACAUAUCUCCGGUUGCGAACUUAGCCAGUCAGUCACAUAUCGGUACGGAGUACAAGCAUGGCAAAUGCCAUACCGAUGCGCAUCGAAUCAGCGCCUCGAUUCAAGUCUUCCUAUAGCGCAACUCUUUGGGAAUCCGCGCCCUUCAGCCUUCCAACAUGAACAACCCUGAGUUUCGCCAAACCCUUCAACACAUCACCCACAACCUCGAGACUGCCAACCAGACUGCGCAAGAGAACAUAUAUACAUUCACACAACGCUACAUUGACCCUUGUUUGUCCGGAUUAAAGUCUUGCGUUGUGGACUGCACCGCACCCUGUUUCCCCAACCGAGAAGACAAACUGCGCCGGAAGAGAGGGAGGUCGCGUGGCAGAGCGGAAUAUAAUUUUGACUUUUAUGAGGCAUGGGAUGAUGACGAAGCACUCGCUGAGACCUCCACGGCGUGGGGAAAUGAUGAGCUGGACAGUCUCUUAGCAGGUCAUGGACCAAGAGUAGAUCAACCAAAACGACCGAGAGCCAUGAGCUAUGGUUCUCGAGGACGGCGGAAACCGAACAUCAUGCAGGGCGAGUCCGAUCAUGAUCCUACCAUAAUCCCAAGCUCCUCGUAUCUAGGCUUCUUGGAACGUCUGCCCUGGAAACUGGGUGCUAGGAAAUUACGAUAUAAGCCCUCGGCGGCAGACUUACAAGAGCACCCAGGAGCCACACGAGUACACCCUGCAGAAGUCGAACCGCUGAUUGAAGAGCAUGAUGAAGACAGUAGCCCCUGGAGGAAAGGACAUGGUCGACAAAGAAGUGAUACUAACGCUUCUCGAUCCACGACCAAUUCACUUAGCUCUAGGGGAGAUCUGAUCAUGAGCGACGAGGAGGAUGACGCAGUCCCACUUGACGAUGAAUUUGCAUCAGUCAUGUUGGCUCGAAGAAAUACAAAUCAGGGUCUACCGGAAGACCAAAGCAGUGGCAAAGCGAGGACCCCUAGUGGAAAGCGUCCUGGAGCAUCUCGCAGGUCGACGAGAACAACCUCUUCCAAGUCGAUACGAAGCCCUGGUAUGCAGAGUCAGCGGUCUGCUUCGGAGAGAAGUCUUGCACCUCCUGUGUCACCUACUCCCACAAGAGAACGCAGGGAACUGCCCACGAUGCUUGAUCUUAAGCUUCAAGAGGAGCAGGUGGCAAGAGAGGAAGAGUUGGAGAUCAAGCAGAAAAGAGAGGCUGCACAGAGGCUGGCUGUACAGCGAGGCUUGAACGCAGGGAAUGCGGUAUCUGCGGAAGUCGAUCCUUCUGUGAAAGAAGACCAGACAAUUGCCAGUGUCGGUGAUGAGGUCGAUGACGACAGCAGUUCGGCGUCUUCUGAACCCCAAGCCAUCGCGGAUGGUUCUGCAGAUCAAUCUCAACGGAGUGCAAUGGAUGGGAAAGACCCGACAUGAAAGGGAGAUGUGAGGAUUCGCGCAAUUGGCAAGAGAUGACGGUUCUUGUGUUCGGAACUAAUUACGACCUAAUGACUUGCAGCAUACCUUACCUACCUAAUGAAUCUUGUCUGUAUAUGCUGAAAUGAGCGAGAUAUAGUCCUAGUUAGACUGUACAGCCGUGUAUUUUUACUUUGCA
Messenger RNA from Exophiala oligosperma, 1625 nucleotides. RefSeq lists its product as uncharacterized. Lineage: Eukaryota; Fungi; Ascomycota; Eurotiomycetes; Chaetothyriales; Herpotrichiellaceae. The transcript has a single exon. The coding region runs from base 185 to 1447 and encodes 420 amino acids. The record is from RefSeq and is a predicted model, not a curated record.